GCGGUGACGCGGUUACGGAGGGAGGUGUAUGAGUGGCUGAGAAGGGCGUUUUUAAGUGGGACUCAGGGGUUGGCGAUGGCGAGAGGGAUGUCGUUGUUUGACACGUGCUACGACAUGUCGUCGAUGGGCAGUGUGGAGGUUCCGACGGUGUCGUUUCAUUUUGAAGGUGGGAUGGUCUUGACCUUGGAUGCUAACACUUACCUGAUACCGGUUGACUCCGUUGGCACCUUCUGCUUUGCGUUCGCUCCCACGAACUCGCCCCUGUCCAUCAUUGGGAAUGUUCAGCAGCAGGGGACACGUGUCAGUUUCGAUCUCGCUAAUUCCCUCGUUGGCUUCUCUGCUAACAGUUGCUGAUGAGUGAUGAGUCAUCAACCGAUGAUUUUUUUAUUUUAGAUUAUUAAUUUAACUAAUAUAUGCUAUUCGAGAACAUGAUAAAUUUAUUAUUAUGGAAUAAUUU
This is a messenger RNA of Arachis ipaensis, 457 nucleotides long. Lineage: Eukaryota; Viridiplantae; Streptophyta; Magnoliopsida; Fabales; Fabaceae. The record is from RefSeq and is a predicted model, not a curated record.